UCCUUGCUAUCACUCAGAGCAGCAGUGACACAGUUCCCUUAUCUCAGGCGGCCAGAAGACGACUGUCAAAGGUCACAGGGAAAUCAAAGGCGGGGUACAGGGCCAGAGGGAGGAGGGAACUACUUCCCGGUUGCUCUCAGACGUUUCGGAGAUCCUCUGGAGGCCUGGGGAAGCUUUAGAGUUCUUUAUUUCAGUAGGUCCCUGAGCUCUGUGAGUGGCGAGGGUAGAGCCACCGGGGGAAUCCACAGUGGUUUCUCGUGCCCCUCAGGGUCAGGAGCAGUCUGAUCAAAAGGAGGCCAUCCACUGUCUGGGGCCAUUCCCACAGCUCCCGGAUGCUGGGUCUGGAGGCUGCGCCCUUCCCCGCCAGGAGCUCGGCCCAGUGGUAAGUCAUCUGCAUGUCAUCUAUGUAUUUAACCCCUCAUGGCCAUGUUGAUGCUGGGCAUGGUUUCACUUUUGCAAACAUUUGUUUAUACCCUUCAAGAGAAAAACAUCUCAGCUGUUACAGGAAGCUGCUUUGGGGGGUGAGCAAACUUCUUAAACAUGCAGAAAUUAUGAUCUACACCCGUUUCUUAAAAGGCAGCCUGAAUAUGGCCAAUUACACGCUGGCACCAGAGGAUGAAUAUGAUGUCCUCAUAGAAGGUGAACUGGAGAGCGACGAGGCAGAGCAAUGUGACAAGUAUGAUACCUGGGCGCCCUCAGCCCAGCUGGUGCCGUCGCUCUGCUCUGCUGUGUUCGUGGUCGGUGUCCUGGACAAUCUCCUGGUUGUGCUUAUCCUGGUAAAAUAUAAAGGACUCAAACGCGUGGAAAAUAUCUAUCUUCUAAACUUGGCAGUUUCUAACUUGUGUUUCUUGCUUACCCUGCCCUUCUGGGCUCACGCUGGUGGCGAUCCCAUGUGUAAAAUUCUCAUUGGACUGUACUUUGUGGGCCUGUACAGUGAGACAUUUUUCAAUUGCCUUCUGACCGUGCAAAGGUACCUAGUGUUUUUACACAAGGGAAACUUUUUCUCAGUCAGGAGGAGGGUGCCCUGUGGCAUCGUCACAAGUGCCGUGGCGUGGGUAACAGCCAUUCUGGCCACUGUGCCCGAAUUUGCGGUUUAUAAACCUCAGAUGGAAGACCCGAAAUACAAGUGUGCAUUUAGCAGAACUCCGUUCCUGCCAGCUAAUGAGACAUUCUGGAAGCAUUUUCUGACUCUAAAAAUGAAUGUUUCGGUUCUUGUCUUUCCCCUAUUUAUUUUUACAUUUCUCUAUGUGCAAAUGAGAAAAACACUAAGGUUCGGGGAGCAGAGGUAUAGCCUUUUCAAGCUUGUUUUUGCCAUAAUGGUAGUCUUCCUUCUGAUGUGGGCGCCCUACAAUAUCGCACUUUUCCUGUCCACUUUCAAAGAACAUUUCUCCCUGAGUGACUGCAAGAGCAACUACAACCUGGACAAAAGCGUUCUCAUCACUAAACUCAUCGCCACCACCCACUGCUGCGUCAACCCUCUCCUGUAUGUCUUUCUUGAUGGGACAUUUAGGAAAUACCUCUGCCGUUUUUUCCAUCGGCGUAGUAACACCCCACGUCAACCCAGGCGGCGGUUUGCACAAGGCACAUCGAGGGAAGAACCUGACCGUUCCACCGAAGUGUAAACUAGCAUCCACCAAAGGCAAGACGACUAAACAUGGAUUUUCAUCUUUUUGCAUUAUUUCACUUAAAUUUUUUACACACUUGUUUACAAAAUCGGAUACAGGAAGAAAAGGGAAAGGUGCGCUAACAUUUGCUAAGCAUUGAAUUUGUCUCAGGCACCGUGCAAGGCCCUUUACAAACGUGAGCUCCUUCGCCUCCAACCACUUGUCCGUAGUGUGGAUGGGACUAGUCUCAUUUCUCUGAGAAGAAAACUGAGGCUCGGAAGUUUGUCUAAGAUCACACAAGUAGGAAGUGGCAGAACUGAUUCUCCAGCCCUGGUAGCGUUUGCUCAGAGCCUACGCUUAGUCCAGAACGUUGAACUCCAAACCCUGGGGACAAACUGCAUGAAAUAAAUGUAUUUUAAAACAUCUAUUUAA
Mandrillus leucophaeus (drill) is the source of this 2036-nucleotide messenger RNA. It is a transcript of the gene CCRL2, whose product is annotated as chemokine (C-C motif) receptor-like 2. Gene Ontology annotation, cellular component: cytoplasm; membrane. The transcript has 2 exons. Gene Ontology annotation, molecular function: chemokine receptor activity. Lineage: Eukaryota; Metazoa; Chordata; Mammalia; Primates; Cercopithecidae. The record is from RefSeq and is a predicted model, not a curated record. Gene Ontology annotation, biological process: immune response; chemotaxis; inflammatory response. Bases 396 to 1622 code for a protein of 408 amino acids.